Monoraphidium neglectum is the source of this 543-nucleotide messenger RNA. RefSeq names its product Coatomer subunit zeta-2. Gene Ontology annotation, cellular component: COPI vesicle coat. Lineage: Eukaryota; Viridiplantae; Chlorophyta; Chlorophyceae; Sphaeropleales; Selenastraceae. The record is from RefSeq and is a predicted model, not a curated record. Bases 1 to 543 code for a protein of 180 amino acids. The transcript has 6 exons. Gene Ontology annotation, biological process: intra-Golgi vesicle-mediated transport; intracellular protein transport; retrograde vesicle-mediated transport, Golgi to endoplasmic reticulum.
AUGGCGGUGGACCCCACAUGCCCGAAAGUCAAAAACCUUUUGCUGCUGGACGCGGAGGGCAAGCGGAUAGCAGUCAAGUACUUCUCGCCCGAAUGGACGACCGUAAACAACCAAGCCAACUAUGAGAAGUCCGUUUGGAACAAGACGAGCCGAACAAAUGCGCGGGGAGAGGCGGAGAUCGUGAUGUUUGACGAUGUGCUGGUGGUGUACAAGUGCCUGAAUGACCUGAUGUUCUACGUGACCGGGGGGCAGGACGAGAACGAGCUCAUCCUGUACAGCGUCCUGCAGGCUUUUUACGAGUCGGUCUCGAUCCUGCUGCGGCAGCAGGUCGACAAGAAGACUGUGCUGGAGAACCUGGACCUGGUGCUGCUGGCAGUGGAUGAGAUCGUGGACAGGGGGUUGAUACUGGAAACAGAGCCGCAGGUGGUGGCGUCGCGCGUCAGCAUGCGCGGCGCUGACGGGGACACGCCGGCUGUGGAGCAGACAUUCUCCCAGGCAUUUGCCAGCGCAAGGGAGCAGAUCGCGCGGUCACUGCUCAAGUGA